Molecule: messenger RNA, 1858 nt
Organism: Harpia harpyja (harpy eagle)
Lineage: Eukaryota; Metazoa; Chordata; Aves; Accipitriformes; Accipitridae
Gene: RAB7B
Product: RAB7B, member RAS oncogene family
Exons: 6
Coding region: 365-1150 (261 amino acids)
Biological process (GO): phagosome-lysosome fusion; endosome to lysosome transport
Cellular component (GO): late endosome; lysosome; phagocytic vesicle
Molecular function (GO): GTP binding; GTPase activity
Source: RefSeq, a predicted model, not a curated record
CCCAUCCCACGCUAUCGUCUGAGCUGCCUGACCACAGUCCAGGGUGGCUCCCACAGGCUCCAGGGAUGCUGCUGAUAGCCCUGCCAGACUUUUGUUCUCAGCCCUAAGUAAUUACCGGCAGCAACGCAGAUAAGGAGUCCCGGGGAGGUGGGUAAAAGGUACUGGGGGAUCCUGAGCAAGAGAAGAGGCCAAAAGUCAAUCCCAAAGCCCAGGGGACGAGGGGAACCUUGUUCUCUUUCCUCUAUCAGAGUCCGAGCCGGGGAGUGCUUGGCAGAGCCCCAAGCCGAGGGAAACGCCGUGACAUCCCAGCACCCGCCCGUGGCUCCUCCGCCGGCUCCGGCAGGAUCUCGGCCCCUUUCUGCUGAUGUCACGGUGCGGGGCCCCACAGCCGCCUUCCCCGGGCGGCGAGCAGGCGGGAAUCAGCGCCGGAGCCGGCCGCCCUUUCCUGGAUCCUCCUCUUUCGUCUCUUCCCUCCCCGGGACGCAGGCUGGAAAGGAGCCGAGAGCCUCGGCCGCCCGGCAGACGGAUGCCCCGGCAGGGCUUGUCCAUGGAUGCCAGCAAGAAGGUGGAUCUGAAGAUAAUUAUCAUAGGAGCUCUGGGCGUGGGCAAAACCUCCCUCCUGCACCAGUACGUGCACAAGACUUUUUACGAAGAUUACCGCACCACGCUGGGCGCCAGCAUCCUGACCAAAGUCCUCACGGUGGACAACACCCCCCUGAAACUGCAGAUCUGGGACACAGGGGGACAAGAGCGAUUCCGGUCCAUGGUGUCAACCUUUUACAAAGGCUCGGACGGCUGCGUGCUGGCCUUCGACGUGACAGACAGGGAGUCAUUUGAGUCCCUAGACAACUGGAGAGAUGACUUUCUGGAGAAGGUCAUUCCGAGGGAGCAAGAUUUCCCCAUGGUCGUGUUGGGGAACAAAAUAGACAUCUGCGAUCGGCAGGUACCCAAGGAGAUUGCCUCAGCCUGGUGCAAGGAGAAAGAUAUCCCUUAUUUUGAAGUCAGUGCCAAGAACAACAUCAACGUUGCAGAGGCUUUCGAGACCCUCACAAAGCAGGCGUUAAUGACGCAUAAAGGGAUUUUUGAGAGCUAUUUAACCGACUCCAUCAAACUCACUCCCAACGACAAGCCCAAGAAGAGCUGCUGCUGACCCCGGGCACUUUGCCACGCUCCGGGCUGUCCUGCGCAAACACGGCCCAGGUGUGCUGGACCCCACGAUGCCCAAGGCUGGAGCCCUGCCCCGGGGGUCCGUGCCCCCCGGCCGCCCCAGCCCGGCCGCAGAGGCUGGCCAAGCCAGGGCACAGGACGGCCGCUGCUCGACGCACCGGGUCCGGCUGGCUGCGCAUCCCGGGACUUGCCGCUUCCCACAUCUCUGGAGCCGCUCUCCCAAACCAGCAGCCUCCCAAAUGGCCGCUGCGUCACAGUGGCCUCGUCCCCCUCGAUCCGCUGCCGUCUGGCACCCGAGCGGGCGAUCCCCCUGCGGUGACAGUGCCAGGGAGCUGGGCGGUGCUCCCGAUGCCUUUCCAGAGACCACGACCUUGGCCCCAUGGGUGACCCUUCCCCACGCGUGGACUGGUGGCCCCACGGCACUCACGGUGCUCACGGUGUGUAGGGGCUGUCCUGGGGGGAGAAGUGGGGCUGGUGGCCACGGCACAGGCGUGAGAGCAGCCGGGUCCCCUCCCGGGCUCAACCGCUGUGGACGUAACCAUUCCGUGCCUCAGUUUCCCCUGCUCUCAUGCACACCCCCUGUCAAACACCUUCCACCUCCCGCCUCACUGGUGAGGAUGCUCUGUGAAGCACUUUGUCAGGGAUUCUUUUUUUUAAAAAAAGGAAAUUAAAUAUUUCAUUUUUAUUUAUA